Molecule: messenger RNA, 1280 nt
Organism: Hydra vulgaris (swiftwater hydra)
Lineage: Eukaryota; Metazoa; Cnidaria; Hydrozoa; Anthoathecata; Hydridae
Product: LHFPL tetraspan subfamily member 2 protein
Cellular component (GO): membrane
Source: RefSeq, a predicted model, not a curated record
AUAGUGCAUUAUUUUUUAGCUUUAUAUAAAAUUUUAGUUUAAAUUUUUGUGCUAGUGGUCUCAAAGUAAUUUUUUAAAAUGUUACAUGAAAAGUGAAGCUGGUAAAAGUGGAAGUUGAAUUUUCUUGCAUUUGAUAUAGAAUUAACACCAGUCAUGGUGAUGUUUGUGAUUGUUACAAUCCGUAGUUUAUUUUGGAUACUCUCUUCAAUAAGCACAUUUAUGAUAGCAACCUAUGCUCUUGGUACACCAAAAUGGCUCCUAGGAAAAAAAUUAACUACUUUAAGUCAAAAUAAUCGUACUAUAGAGUAUCAAGAUUCUCUAGGACUUUUUAACAGAUGUAAAUAUGGUAAAUGGCUGACAGGAGUAUCAACAUGGGAGUGGGAAACCAGAUGCUACAUAUCUGCUACCAGUUUUGGAAUGAUAUCUUCUCCAUAUUGGAAAAUAUCUGUACUUGCAUUAGGUGUAGCAACAUUUUUUUUGGCUGUUGCUUCAAUAUUUGGAGUUGUAAGUACAUGUAAGCAAUUAAUAAGAAGAAAAUCUUUGAUGAACAUAGCUGGUAUUUUUCAAGCAUUUGCAGGCAUACUGCUAAUAGUUGCUAUUGUUUUUUUCCCCCUUGGUUGGGACAGUCAACAAGUGCAUAAACAAUGCUAUGAAAAAGACGAUAAACCAUUUAAAUUCAAAUUAGGAUUUUGUGUUAUUGGAGAGGCUUAUUUGUGUGCAAUUGGUGCUACCUUUGCAGCAUUUUUCUGCUCAUUAUUUUCAUUUGUUGCUGACAAAGCUGUGUUUUCUGACAGGGUUCAAGAUGAAAUUUUAGAGGGGAAGCAACUGAUUUGUGUUUUUUAACUAGUUAAGUAUUAAAAAAAAAGUAUAGUUUUUAUUUUUUGUAUAAAUUUUUAUCAUUAAGUUUGUCUGAUUUUAUGUUGAAAAAUUAUGAUGAUACAUUUUAGCACUUUUUUUAUACUUAUAUAAGCAUGUAAAUAUUUUUAAUUUUAUAGUGUGUUAAUGAAAAUAGAAAAUUUAAAAAUUAAAUUUUUGUUGUAAUUUUUUUGACUUUUAAGUUUUUUUUUAAACAUUUAAUGUUUUUCUUUAAAAAUAGUAUUUAAUAAAUUUCUAUAAAUAAAUAAUACAUAACCUUUGUAUUUUUGUGCAUCUGAAACUAAAUUACAGAAAGUUUUUUUUUUUUAUUUCUGAGGAAAGUUCCUUUUGUGUAUAUUGUUUGUGUUGUUAGCAUUAAUUAUUUUUAAUAUUUCAAAUACCUAUAAAAAAUAAAGUGUAUUGAA